Tympanuchus pallidicinctus (lesser prairie-chicken) is the source of this 2236-nucleotide messenger RNA. RefSeq names its product pyrimidinergic receptor P2Y6 (gene P2RY6). Bases 142 to 1122 code for a protein of 326 amino acids. The transcript has 2 exons. Gene Ontology annotation, cellular component: plasma membrane. The record is from RefSeq and is a predicted model, not a curated record. NCBI's taxonomy places the organism in Eukaryota, Metazoa, Chordata, Aves, Galliformes, Phasianidae. Gene Ontology annotation, molecular function: G protein-coupled ADP receptor activity; G protein-coupled UDP receptor activity; G protein-coupled UTP receptor activity. Gene Ontology annotation, biological process: phospholipase C-activating G protein-coupled receptor signaling pathway; cellular response to pyrimidine ribonucleotide.
CGGGCGGAGAGCGGAGGGGCGGCCCCACAUUGCGAUCGCUGCUUCGUUCCCGGCGCAUCCCCGCUCCGGUAAGCGUGGAACCGAACCGAGCCGAACCGAGCCGGGCAAGGCACUUCACCCAGUGAAGAGGGGACCAUCAGCAUGGCCAACUUCACAGCUGGGAGGAACUCGUGCACCUUCCACGAGGAAUUCAAGCAGGUCCUGCUGCCCCUGGUCUACUCAGUGGUGUUCCUACUGGGGCUGCCACUCAACGCCGUUGUCAUUGGGCAGAUCUGGCUGGCCCGCAAGGCGUUGACCCGCACCACCAUCUACAUGCUGAACCUGGCCACAGCCGACCUGCUCUACGUCUGCUCCCUCCCUCUCCUCAUCUACAACUACACCCAGAAGGAUUACUGGCCCUUCGGGGACUUCACCUGCAAAUUCGUCCGCUUCCAGUUCUACACCAACCUGCAUGGCAGCAUCCUCUUCCUCACCUGCAUCAGCGUCCAGCGCUACAUGGGGAUCUGCCACCCCUUGGCCUCGUGGCACAAGAAGAAAGGAAAGAAGCUGACGUGGCUGGUGUGUGCUGCGGUGUGGUUCAUCGUCAUCGCCCAGUGCCUGCCCACCUUCGUCUUCGCCUCCACCGGCACGCAGAGGAAUCGCACUGUCUGCUACGACCUGAGCCCUCCGGACCGCUCCUCAUCCUACUUCCCCUAUGGCAUCACGUUGACCAUCACCGGUUUCCUGCUGCCCUUUGCAGCCAUCCUGGCCUGCUACUGCAGCAUGGCCCGCAUCCUGUGCCAGAAAGAUGAGCUGAUCGGCUUGGCGGUGCACAAGAAGAAGGACAAGGCCGUGCGCAUGAUCAUCAUCGUCGUCAUCGUCUUCUCCAUCAGCUUCUUCCCCUUCCACCUCACCAAGACCAUCUACCUGAUCGUCCGCUCCUCACCCACCUUGCCCUGCCCGACCCUGCAGGCUUUUGCCAUUGCCUACAAGUGCACGCGGCCCUUCGCCAGCAUGAACAGCGUCCUCGACCCCAUCCUCUUCUACUUCACCCAACGCAAGUUUCGUGAGAGCACCCGCUAUCUCCUGGACAAGAUGAGCUCCAAGUGGCGGCACGACCACUGCAUCACCUAUGGCUCCUAGGUGGACGAGGCCCCACCGGGGGCUGGGCAUGGAGCAAUUUGGGUUGAAGCUGCAUGGUGAGGAGAUGGGGAUGCGCCCAGAGAGCUGUGGGUGCCCAAUCCCUGGAGCUGUUCGAGACCAGGCUGGAUGGGGCUCUGGGCCCUCAUGGGUUGGAAAUAGAUGAUCUUAGAGGUCUCUUCCAACCCAAGCCAUCCCAUCAUUCUACCAUCUCCAGACUGACUUCCAUCCCGUCUCCAGCCCACAGCAGUGUGGAGAGCAUCCCAGCACAGAGCCCACGUGGUGUCUGUUGGCUCUCACCAAUUACACAAUGCCAUCCUGGUUUUAGCUGCUUCGUGCCAAGUUUUGGUGGAGGCUGAGGCACCAACACAGAAAAUGUUACCGGUGGGACCAGUGUUCAAAGCUUCUCCUCAUCUUAUGGGCCUGUACCAUCCCUGGGAAGGAUUUUUUGGGGGCUGGGAAAUGUGGCUCUGUGUUUUUCCCCAGUGAAACUGUGGAGCAGUUCAGGGGUCCCAAAUACCAAUAGAACUUCCAUGUCUCCAGGAGAGGAAAAGUUCAACGUCACGGACAUUUCAGUGGUAACUCUGGCAUAACCCAAAAUGGGACUGGACCAACAAGAGAUGUGGGCCCAGUGGUGCAAGAGAGCACCACUAGGAACUGGGAAGGGGGACUGAAGGGAACUGGGACACCAAUGCCACAAUUCCCACCCAGGCGAUGGCCACGGGCUGAUAGGCACAUGCCAGCAUCACUGUCCUUGGACUCUCAGCAUCCUCUGCCACCCCUGUCUCCCAGAACCCCACAUCUGAUGUGCGUUCUGCAGGGUGACAGUGCUGAGCCAGUGAAUCAAAGCACUGUGGUUUGCACGGGACAUCAUCCAGAGGAGGCUGAGCCAUCGCCACCAGGACGCUGGGCACUGUGGAUGUACCUCUCACUGCUUUGAUGUCUUUAACAUCCAGGAUGACGUAUAGAAUAAACCCGCCCUCCUUUUUCCUGUGUGUACCCAACAAUGUACAGGUGCCAUAUGUACCCAUAUAUACAUCAGCCAAGCAGAGGAAGGUCGUAGCACUGCUCAGAUACGCUCCACUCAAAAUACACCUCGAAUAUCCACACCACGUUA